Messenger RNA from Exserohilum turcica Et28A, 2390 nucleotides. RefSeq lists its product as uncharacterized. Gene Ontology annotation, cellular component: plasma membrane. Lineage: Eukaryota; Fungi; Ascomycota; Dothideomycetes; Pleosporales; Pleosporaceae. Gene Ontology annotation, molecular function: carbohydrate:proton symporter activity. The record is from RefSeq and is a predicted model, not a curated record. Gene Ontology annotation, biological process: carbohydrate transport; transmembrane transport. The coding region runs from base 212 to 1981 and encodes 589 amino acids. The transcript is spliced from 7 exons.
GUUGAUCUUGACUCUUUCAUCCACUCAUACUCACACUCACACUCACAUAUAUUCUCCGCUUACCUCCUUCUCUCUCUCUCUCUUCCUGUCUCUCAUACAGAUACAGACACAGACACAUAUACACCCCAGGUCAUCGGGUGGUGUCUGGUUCUGACUAAUAUAUUUUGAUUGACAGAGAGGAUACUUACUGUAUCUUGGACCUGGUACUUCGAUGGAGAAGAUCGAAGAAAAGUUCUCCAAUCCAAUCAAGGAUUGGAGACGGAGGAGCUCCGUUGAAAACUCGUCGCGGUGGGCGGGCGAGCAUGCUGGCUAUGAUAACACGCCGCUGCCUCGCUUUACGGCAGCAGGCCUCGGCAUGGGUGUUUUGGUGUCGAUGGGCGGAUUCGUGUUUGGCUACGACACGGGUCAGAUUUCUGGAUUCCUGGAAAUGAAAGACUUCCUGCGGCGCUUUGGCCAGCGACGCCGAAACGGCACUUUCUACUUUUCUAACGUGCGGUCUGGUCUUAUUGUUGCGCUGCUGUCGAUUGGUACGCUGUUUGGAGCGCUGAUUGCGGCGCCCAUUGCGGAUUUCAUUGGCAGGAAGAAUAGCAUCAUUGUGUGGUGUGGCAUCUUCUCCAUUGGUAUCAUCGUCCAGAUCGCGGCAACAGACAAGUGGUAUGAGAUCAUGAUGGGCCGUUUUGUCGCUGGUUUGGGGGUAGGCGCACUGAGUUUGCUUGUGCCCAUGUACCAGGCCGAAACCGCUCCUCGCCAUAUUCGAGGUGCCCUCAUCUCAACGUACCAGCUGAUGAUUACUUUUGGAAUUUUCCUCGCUGCCGUUUUCAACUAUGCGGCUGAGAAACACCAGUCUGGCAAGGCGGCUUCGUGGCAAAUCACCCUGGGUCUUUCGUUCGUACCGGCUGUGAUUCUUUCAGUCGGUAUCUUGUUCUUUUCCGAGACACCUCGCUACAACUACCGCCAUGGCAAGGUAGACGAGGCGGUCAAGACAAUGACAAAGGUCUACGGCGUGCCUGAGAACAACUACAUGGUCCAGCUCGAACUCGAGGAGAUGAAGGCCAAGCUAGAGGCUGAGAGCAAAGUCAGCAACGGACCCAUCCAGGAGUGGAUUGGCAUGUGGAAAGCGCCCAAGAUGGCGUACCGCAUCGCCAUCGGCAUGGGAUUGCAGAUGUUCCAGCAACUGACGGGCGCCAAUUACUUCUUCUACUAUGGCACUACCGUUUUCGCGGGUACCGGUAUCAAGAACUCGUUCGUAACGCAGAUGAUCCUGAACGGCAUCAACUUCGGCGUCACCUUCUACGGGCUGUAUAUUGUCGAGCAUUACGGUCGCCGCAAGUCGCUCAUCGCCGGCUCGUGCUGGAUGUUCAUUUGCUUCUUGAUCUUCGCUUCCGUCGGCCACUUUUCGCUUGAUCGCCAGGAUCCUCAGCGGACCGAGAGCGCGGCUACGGCUAUGAUCUGCUUCGCCUGUUUCUUCAUUUUUGGAUUUGCGACCACCUGGGGCCCGAUGAUCUGGACUAUUUGCGGUGAGCUGUAUCCCAGCCGCUACCGUGCGAAAGCAAUGGCGCUGUCGACAGCAUCGAAUUGGUUGUGGAACUUCCUGCUUGCUUUCUUCACCCCGUUCAUCACUGGUGCAAUCGACUUCCGCUACGGCUACGUCUUUGCCGCAACCAACGUGGUCGGCGGUCUCCUUGUCUACUUCUUUGUCAUCGAAGGUCAAGGCCGUACCCUCGAGGAGAUUGACACCAUGUACCUGAUGGGAGUCAAGCCGUGGGAAAGCGCAAAUUGGGUGGUGCCCAGCAUCGAGGAGAUGAGCGGCAAGAUGAGAGAGCAGCUCGAAGCAUUGAACCCCGAGUUGGCACUCAAGAAAGAGGCGGCGCCAGGCGGCGAGGGUGGCGUACUGGAAAAUGCAGAGAAGGAAGAGCAUAGCGAUGUAACGGGCGAAGGGAGUGAGGGAGCGACACGACAGCGCAAGGAGCUCGAGGCAUAAUCGGGGGGUCUUGGCCCGAAGACUGGCCGGGAUUGCCCUGCGGUGAGGUAGAGCAGCCCCGCGUCGUUUGUUAAUCUUUUAGUCAGUAAUAAUUCUUGUCGUUCCACUCGACGUUAUAGUUGCAGUCCAGGGUGGUAUGCCUUGGUAACAUGAUCGAAAACUCGACGUUGAGAGAGAGCAAACGCCACUCACCCCUGGUAUGGCCCAGUGCCUAAGCUCGGCACAGAAGUUUGCAAAUACACCGUAUUUUUGGGCGUGGCGGCCUGACAGCAUGUUUGAGGGACCGUUUCAAGGCUAUCUUGGCUGUUGGCGACGCAUGGGGCAAGUAGGUUUUGGCAAGAUGCUUGAGGCGGCUGGCGAGGAUACCCGCGUGCGGAUGGUUCGGCGGAACAAUGAUCCUGGAUCCUUC